AUGGCCUGCGCGGACGUGGAGAUGCUCGACACCUGGAGCCCGUUGUGCCGUGUGGGCGAUACUCCUUUGGUUGACGGAGGUCUGUUGGCAUCAGAAAGAAGGCUGCAUCGCCGUUUGAUCGUGGGACAGUUGCUAGCCUGGUCAUCUCCAACUGCCGGGAACAUGACACGGUGCACCUCGCCGAAAGUGGAGGUAUACUCAACUCGUAAUCGUAAUAAUACGGGAACACCUAGUUGCAUAGAAGACCUCAGAUCCAUAAUUGAGGCAGCCUUUUCGACUCCAGAAGCUUCUCCGCUACCGACCUACGAGGAUGCGAUCCUCGACUUCCCGCCAGACUACGCCCACGCACAUGUUGAUACACAGUCCGGUCCUGCUCCAGCCAGGCACCGCUCAGCCAAAAAGCCAUCUUCGUUAUACCAGGACCCUCUCAUGAAGAUUUCAGUCGAUUUCAAAGACACAUCUAGAUUCAGAACCGCGGCAAAGAAGAAAAAAAAGCCUGCUCCGCAGCCAGUAGACCCAUGGGCAAAUACUGAGGCCGGUGCAGAUUCCGGCACAGGUCAGGAUGGAAAAGAUAAUUCAGGAGGUGGCGCUGAUGGAGGCGCUGAUGGAGGAGGAGGAGGAGGAGGAGGAGGAGGAGGAGCAGAUGGUGGUGGUAGCGGAGGAGGAGGGGAUGAUGGCGGCGGCGGAGGUGGUGGUGACGACCCCGGAGGUAACGAGGAUAAAGGCGGAGGCGAAGAGGAUGCAGACCAAGGUGGAAGCAAGAAAAAGAAGAAGAAGAAGAAGAAGCAAGAGGAGGAAGAUAAGAAGAAACAGGAAGAGGAAGAGGAGAGGAAACGACAGGAAGAAGAAGAAGAAGAGAAGAGGCGUCUAGAGGAAGAGGAGGAGAAAAAGAGACAGGAAGAGGAAGAGGUGAGGAAACGACAGGAAGAAGAAGAGGAAAAGAAACGGCUGGAGGAGGAAAGCAAGGCAAAGCAGAACGAUCUGUCUUGGGCGGACGAUACCAAUGCAGCCUCCGGCUGGGGUGACCUUGGGGCCCCAGCAACCACCUCCAAAAAGAAAAAGAAAAAGGGCAAGACCACUAUGGAGCUUCCUCCAGCUGACCCGGCUCCAAGUUCGUUCCAGGACGUCAGUUUGGAUGACGGCGGUGCAGCACCGCAAAUCGGCAUGUCUUUUGGUGCAGAAGAGACCAAGGCGUCUACGAGUUUCGGUUUUGGUGGCUGGGGUAAAAGCUGGAAUACAGGCGGCGAACUCGAUCUCGGUGCAAACGGUGAUACCAAAGAUGACGGCUUGAAUCCCUGGGGCGGUGCCGACAAGAAGAAGAAUAAGAAACCUACAGCAUCUGAUGCAUUCGACUUUAGCUUCGAUUCUACUGGACAGGCCGAUCCUGGCGCCGAUACUGCGGCCGCUGACAAGGAAGCCGACAGUUCCUGGGACUUGCCCGCGCCCACAACCGGGAAGGAUAAAAAGAAGAAGAAAAAGGGGGGAGCAGCUUGCAGAACCUGCUUAGAAGAGGAUGCCUGGGGUACGUCGGCGCCUAUGUCCAAGAAGGAUAAGAAAAAGAAGAAGAAGAAGGGUGCAGUAGAGCCCGAAGCCGACCCUGAGCCCGUCCCUGAACCUGUUCCUGAACCCGUAAAGGAGGAGGAGCCGGUCAAGGAAGAUCCGCCGCCUGAGGAAGAAGAUUGGGGCUCCUUUAGUAAUACCACGACAUCAACUAAAAAGGACAAGAAGAAGAAGAAAGGAGCCUUGCUUGACCCAGUUCUAGAACCCGAAUCUGUACCCGAACCCGUACCCGAACCCCCCAAGGAUGAAAAGCCUGCCGAGGAGCCAUUCGAUACCUGGGGAGGUGUUCCAGCUCUAACUUCUAAAAAGGACAAAAAGAAGAAGAAGGGCGGCGCGGCCGCGGAGCCGGUUAUCACGGAGGUUGAACCCGAUCCCGUGGUUGAAGCUCCGCCGGUGGAAGAGAAACAAGAAGGCAGCUUCUGGGGGUCACUGGCUACUCCAUCAUCCAACAAGAAAGAUAAGAAGAAGAAGAAAAACGCCCUGGCAGAGCCAUCUAUUCCAGAAACGACACCCGAGCCAGAUCCCCUGCCUGAACCCGAACCAGUUGUUGAGCCACCCCCGCAGGAGGAAGAAAAGCCCGCUGAAGCAGCUGGAUGGGGUUUCGGCCUUCCUACUGCCACCUCUUCUAAAAAGAAGAAGAAGAAGAGCGCUGCUGCUGAACCGCCGCCUCCACCACCACCCCCUCCUGACCCUGAACCUGAACCUGAGCCUGAGCCAGUUGUUAAUGAGAUUAAGGAAGAGGAGCCGGUGGAUAGUUUCUGGGGAUUUCCCUCUUCAAAAAAGGAGAAGAAAAAGAAAAAGAAGGAAGAGCCCGAGCCGCUGCCUGUUGAGCCUGAUAAGUCCAAGGAUCUGUUUGAUAAUGAUUCCUGGGGGGAUGGAUUCGAUCAGGACAAGUCAAAGGGUACAGACCUGCUAGAUGAUCCCCCCAAGGCAGAUACUACUACGUCAUGGCUAGGAUCAUUCACGUCCUCGAAAAAGGACAAGAACAAAAAGGGUAAAACGGCGGAUCCUGUGACGCCAGGAGCCUUUGAUUUCGGCGAUGACCCUGCACUAGAGGCUACAGGGGCUGGGGAUGACAUGGACUGGUUGGGCUUGGGUAGUGGCAAGAAGAAGUCUGCUAAAAAUGAGGACCCUCUUGACAUACCCGAAUUUAUCGACGAGGCUGCUGAAGAUACCUUCACGAAAGAAGAGGAGAAGAAGCCUGCCGUGAAAGAGACCAAGCUUUCUAAGAAAGAGAAGAAGAAGAAAGCAGCGUUAGCAAGCCCACCAGAAGAAGAGCUGCCCAAAGUCGACUUCUUCGAAGAUACCAAAGAGGAGCCUGAUCCGCUGGCUCCCCCGCCUGUUGACGAGUUUGAUAGCUGGAAUACUGGAGCUGGAGCAACUACCAGUAAAAAGGACAAGAAAAAGAAGAAGGGUGCCGCGGUAACUCUCCCUGACCCGGAACCAGAGCCCGCACCAAUAGCUGACCCAGUUGAGUCUAAUGACGUGGGUUAUGGGUGGGGUUUUGGUGGCACAACAACCAAAUCGAAGAAAGGAAAGAAGGGAGCUGCCGUCGAAGCAGAUACGGCCAGUAAGGCGCCAGAGAAAGAUCCGUUUGCUUUGGAUGACCUACUCGACCAACCAGCUGCGGACACAAAGAAGAAAAAGAAGAAGGGUACAAAGUCAAUUAUUGAGGAACCAGUGGUUGUUGCUGCGCCGGAACCAGAACCAGAACCGGUAGCUGAGCCCGAGCCAGAGCCAGAGCCGGAACUCGAACCCGAACCCGAACCCGAACCAGUACAAUCUUCUUCCUGGAGUCUCUGGGGUUCGUCCAAAACUACAAAGGACAAAAAGUCAAAGUCAAAAGCUACUGUCCCCGAGGUUAAAGAGGAACCUGAAAAACCAGCCAAAGGAAAGAAAGGUAAAAAAGAUGUUGCUGAAGAGGUUGUUGACGUGCUUCCGCAAGACGAUGGUGUUGGCUCCGGAGAAUUGGUGCCCGUUCCCAAAGCGCAGGACGAAAGUACCUGGGACAUCUGGGGUACGAUCACCAACAGCAAGAAGAAAGGCAAAAAGGGCGCCAACGAACUGCCGCCGCCUGCGCCUACACCACCAGAAUUUCCACCUGAACAUGGAGGGGAUGGCAUUGGCGAUACGUGGGAUGAUAUUACUGCUCCCUGGCCAAGCUCUAUGAAGAAGGGUUCCCUUUCACGAACGACUACGUCAACAUCAAAGGCAUCUCAUAUUGAGGAAAGCAAACUCAGUAAAACCAAGGGGAAGGGCCUGGAGGUCGUUGAUGUAUCUGAGACUCCCAAUCUCGAAACUCCAAUUGAGGACGUGUCGGCUGCAACAGCUACCAAAGGGUACUGGGGCAGCUUUGGGCUGGCAUCAGGUGCGAAGACCAACAGCAAAGCAGCCAAAGGAGGUGUAGAUGCACCAGCAGAUGACCUGCUCGACCUUGUCGAAGAAGAGCCCAAGCCUGCCGCUGUUAAGACAACUAGUAAGGCCGAUAAGGCCAGCGCUAAAGCCUCGAAGAAAGAGAAAAGGGGGAAAGAUGCCAAAAAGGAGGAGAAGAAGUUGGAAGUUGUUGAUAACGAAGUGAAGGAAGACGAAGGUUCGCUUGAAGCGGCUAGCGCGCCUGCGGCUGACAAAGCGACCGAGCAGCCACCACCUCCUCCUCCUCCGCUUGCGACGACCUCAGCGUCCAAAGCAACUGGCAAGGCGUCCGUCGCUGAGCGCAUCAAGCAGCUGGAGCAGAACAAAAAGGCCGAGAAGGAGGCCGCGAAGGCGUCCAAGGCUAAGGAGAAGGCUAAACCCGACCCGCCCCCGCCCGUCGAGCCUGUUCCUGAACCAGAAGUAUUGGAGCCGGUGGAGGAGCCCGCCAUCAAACUCGCGAAGGCCUCGAAGAAAGACACUGCGACUUCCAAAACCAAGGCCGCAGCCGGAUCCAAGUCGAAGUCGAAGUCGAAGUCAAAGAAAGCAGUUGAAGAGGAGCCAGCGCCGGAGCCAGUUGUUGAGCCUGAGCCCGUGGUGAUAGCUGAAGAGCCGACUCCACGUGAUUCUGUGCCUGGAAGUUUCCCAGGCGGAUUCGACGAGCUGGCUGAUAUCGACGAGCAAGAGCAGCCUAGCAACGCGGACGAACCAGCGCCGCCUCCGCCCCCCGAACCAGAGCCAGUUGAGGUCAGGGAACUUCUAUCAGAUCCGGAGGCGGGAUCGUCACAGCGUCCAUCAACAGCACCUCAGGCAGACGGAGAUGUAGCUGGUGUCAUGCCAGACUCGACACCACCAAAGAAGUCGGCCAAGAAAGAGCGUGCUAGGAUCGAUCGGAGCUCCGGAGCUGCAUCUUGGGCUCUCUGGGGUGCUGCUGCCGGGGCAUCGGGACCCGCUCCAAAGAAGUCAUCGAAAAAGGAAUCCAAAUCUAAGGAUCCUGGUGAACCUGUUAUUAAAAAGGAUAAGGAGAGAGAAAAGGAUAAGGAAAGGCCUUCUGGGCUGAGCAGAUCCAAAUCAUCAGCUACUAAGAAAGAGAAGAUUUCCAGCGUAGGGGCUGAAGUGGAGAAAUCCUCUGGCUCAGACAAGGAUAAACGCACUUCGCGGCCUUCUAAACAUAGCCGUGGGAUGAGUUUUCCCUUUAUGCUUUCGGGGCCGCCACCGCCGCCUGCCCGGUCCAAAAGCACCAAGCGAACGUCUGCCUCGAAGCCAACUUCCAGGCGACACUCGGUUGAGCUUAAUGAUUCAGGUCUUUUGACUCCCCGCGAGAGUCCAGAUAUUCCAGACAAGGCUGCAAGAAUGAUGGGUGUGGAGUCGUCCAAGCGCAUCAAACGUAGUUCGAGCCAUAAGAAGAGAUCAGUCCCACGCGACCCAUAUGCACUUGACGAUGACGUAGAAAUGCUUAGCCCUGAUGAUGGCUUGGUCUCCCCGCCUGGUAGAUCUUCGAGGGACCCAGAACGACGCAAAUCAAGGAAAGAGUCCAAGAAACACAGCAGCGACCCUGCUUUGUCCCCGCCAGGUGAAAUGCCGAUGGGUAGAGACGACUUUGGAGUCAUGCAUCACUCAUCGAGAGAGCCUGCGCCGCUGCGUCGCUCUAAUACAUCGCCUAAACGCCCCGAAGGUCUAUUCGGCUUUUUGUCCCUGAGGAAGCCUGGAGCCCGGCCUCCAGAGGUCCGCGAGCGUCCCAAAUCUCGUUCUCGCCAUGAGUCCUCAAGAAGGGAACCAGAUAGAGAAAAGGAUGAUUCUAGACGCCAUAGAAGAUCCGUGAGGCCUGACACUGAUGGCGAGGGUUUCACCACCGAUGCAAUGAGGACUGGAAACAACAGCCCUACUGAGGAGGCCGAGGCUCGGAGGGCAAAACGCAAAGCAGAGCGAGCACGACUGCGUGAAGAGAGAGAAAGGGAUGAACGAGCUCGUGAACUUGAACGUGAAGGCCGCCGGCAAAAACGACAUGCCAGAGAAAUGGAGGAUCCCCCCCAUGAAUCUAAGCGAGACAAGAAAGCAGACCGCCGCUCCCGUUCGGAGAGACCACCAAAGGACCCUCUCUCACCCCACGAAAGCCGUCGCCAUCGCUCUCAUCGUACUGAUGAUGAAGGCGGGAAGCCUAGGCGCCGUCGAUCCUCGCCAGAUAACCACCGCUCUCGACGUGAAAAGUCAUCUCGCCAUGAGCAUGCUGUCCCCUACCCAGUCAUGGUAAAUGGGGGCAAAGAUAAAACCUCUUCUUGGGUGAAAUCCCAGAUCUCAGACCCUCCGGAAGCUCCUCCCAUCGUCGCUACGGUUAUCGACAUGCCCAAUCCUGCGCGAGAGCCUCAAAACGCUUCCUUGUCAUCGGACGAAGAAGCACGAAGAGCCAUCCAUCGUCGCUCUCGAAGAAAGUCCCGUCCCGUCGACCCAAUGGACAUAGACUUUGACAGACGACCUCGCAGACGUGAAUCUCGUCGAGAAGGUCGCGACCAAGUCCGAAGCAACGAAAGCAGUGGCGAUAUGGACAAUCGCUACGGCGGUAUGAAUACCAAGCGAACGAGCUGGUUUAAGAAACUUACCAGUGGCUUUUGA
This is a messenger RNA of Nannizzia gypsea CBS 118893, 6579 nucleotides long. RefSeq lists its product as hypothetical. The transcript is spliced from 7 exons. NCBI's taxonomy places the organism in Eukaryota, Fungi, Ascomycota, Eurotiomycetes, Onygenales, Arthrodermataceae. Bases 1 to 6579 code for a protein of 2192 amino acids. The record is from RefSeq and is a predicted model, not a curated record.